GGAGGAGGAGGAGGAGGAGGAGGAGGAGGAGGAGGAGGCAAGGACAGGAAGAACAUUGACAUACACCCCCUUUCUCAUAGUAAAAAAGCUCAGAGGACCCUCACAGAAGGAAAUGCUGUAAAAGGGAAUGUCUUUGUGAACCCCUGGCUCUGCCCGUGGAAUGUUCCCUGGCUCCAUGAUCCUGGGUUUCAGGAAGCCUGUCUGGCCUUCAGAGGAGCCAGAAAGGGUUCUAGAGCAGCCCUGAGGGCAAGCUGGUGGUGGCAACUGUUCCCCAGCCCUGAUGACCGUAGGUGGCUCCAACAGCAUCCUCAUCCCACCCAGUUUCUCUGCCAAGUCCUCAGAGAGUGGGAGAGGAAUCCACCUGCUUCUCCCUGAAGGUAGCCAAGACCGGGACACUGGGGGAUCUUAGGGAGCAUCUGAAGCCCUGGGAGCUUUGGGGAGGUAGAUUUCUGUGGUUUGGGGCAAGGGUUUCACACGGUACAGGACUGAAAGCAGAGACUGCCAGAGGCUGAGGUUUGAGGAGGGAGGUGUGACCAGCUUCUUGGUGAAAGCUGGGGUGUGCACCAAUCUGGUCCAACCUAGACCUCGAUUAGCCCCAAUCCUGCUUUCUCAACCUCCCUUGAGUGACCGCUAAGCCUCUUCCCUCUGGAGGCGGAGCCACGGUGCACUCUGAACAGCUUAAAACCCUAAGGCCCGAGUCUGGUGUGGGCAACAGCCCUGGCAUGGCCCUCUGGCUCCUCGCCCUGUGCCAGCUCCAUGGCCGGUCCUGUGGAGGCAUCUCCAGGCUGUGGGUUGGGUCCCCAUCGGAGAAAGAGGACCACCUUCAGCGUUGGGCAGUUGCUGGAGCUGGAACGGGUAUUUGCAGCUAGGCCCUAUCCUGACAUCAGUACUCGUGAGCACCUGGCCCAGGUGACUCACCUGCCUGAAGCCAAGAUCCAGGUGUGGUUCCAGAACCGCCGAGCCAAGAGACUCAAGAGCAGAAAGCCAGGAGCCCUAAACCCUAGCCUGGAGCUUCCUCCCAACUCCUGUUGUCUUCCAGACACCCCCCAGCAGCCCUGGGACCCCGGAACACCAGGCCAGCUUCUACACUCCACCAGCUCUGCUCAGCAUGCUUCAGCAUGCCCACAGACCUCCUGUGUAGCUCCCAGCUUGGGUCCAGGGCAGAGCUGGGCAGGGGCUAAAGCUGCAGCCUCAUGGGGGCCAAGUGGGGCUUCAGGGGUUCACCCUUCUUUAGAGCAAAUUGUUCCUCAGACUUCACUGGACAGCCUGUCUGACCUUAUCUAUACCUCAGCCAUUGUCACCAAUGUAGAUCACUCCUAAUUUGGGUGUAGAGCUUGUAAGUUUGGCUCUGGCUCUUGUAGCCCAUUCCAUCUCUCCUGGGAUGGAGCACAUAAGAGAACCCUGCCUCUUUUUACAUAGGAGUGUUCUCUAACAGAGUUUAGCUCAGAGACCCACCCCUCCACUCCCAACCUCCAGCAACCUAGUUGAAGGUCCUGUGCAGGGAUUAGAGUCUAGCUCCUACCACCCAGCGCCCUGGUCAUUUCUGGGGCAUAUGCCCAUUGUCUCAUCAGGAGGUACUGUCAAGGUAAGGGACCAUGUUGUCAACCUCUAUUGCCGGGCUUGGGUCCCCAACUCCUACUGUCUUAGUUGAUGAUCCCUUUCCUCUGAGGGGGCAGCCACCAGUCUGAGGGCCCUGCCAGGACCUUACCUAUGUGCCAGGGGAAGGGUACUGCUCCUAAGCUGGACUGCUGGGACACCCACCCUUUCAUGGUUCAGGGCCCCAUUGCCUGACUUCCUGCCACCUGGACAAAUUAAUCAGAACUUUGGAUUUGGAGAGAGAGUGAUAUUAACAUUACAGAAAUAGAAGCCCUGGUCUUAGGUUGAUUGAAUUUCCCCAAAGAUCAGAUUGGCUGUCCUCUGAUGUAGGCUGUGGGAACAACCUGACAGAUCUGGGGAGGGGGUGUGGUAGCCUUGGGUUUUCCUAUCACUGGCAUCUGUAAUACCAACUAAUCUCCAAAUAAAACAAAA
Messenger RNA from Peromyscus maniculatus bairdii (prairie deer mouse), 2028 nucleotides. NCBI's taxonomy places the organism in Eukaryota, Metazoa, Chordata, Mammalia, Rodentia, Cricetidae. The record is from RefSeq and is a predicted model, not a curated record.